This is a messenger RNA of Dinoponera quadriceps, 5144 nucleotides long. RefSeq lists its product as uncharacterized. The transcript is spliced from 2 exons. The record is from RefSeq and is a predicted model, not a curated record. The coding region runs from base 3319 to 4230 and encodes 303 amino acids. NCBI's taxonomy places the organism in Eukaryota, Metazoa, Arthropoda, Insecta, Hymenoptera, Formicidae.
CUUCGACCUGGUGUCGAGCUGCGGUCGUGACUUAUCACGGAUAAACUUGCAUAAUGAACCCGAGUCGAGAUUUCGGAUGUUACCUCGACGCUCUCAGCAUAACCGCACGAGUUACACCUCGCUAGGCUUUGGAAACCUUAUAUAUCGUGAACGGGUAUCCAGUAACAAUCCUUGACGGGUUUUCACAAUUCUUGCAGUAUAGAAGUCGGUAUGAUAAAAUUUAAAAGUCAAAGUAUCGACUUUUUUUCUCAUUAAAUCAUCGAGAGCUUGGAUUAGAAUAGGUCAAGCAACGAUCGCCGAGAAUAGAGCAAAUCUGCCCGAUCAGUCUGGGCUUGCUAAGAUAGUCUGUGGGCUGAUAAAACCUACAAAGUCGGGAUUGUGUCGAAAGUAAAUGGUUGUUACUUCCCAACAACAUACGCUUUACGUAUCGAUUCAAACACAUCGCGAGUGUGCGUCAGUUUGCACGAGAUUACACUUCCGUACUAAUCCUCGUUUCCUUCGUUUGAGGAAAAUAUUUACUUUCCAACAACUCUUGGUAACUUUCACCGGUAACGGUUCCUUGAAAAAAAUAGCAGAUACACCCUUUUUUACAGAAAUCGUAGCCUAAAAAUGCGAAGACUCUUUGGGGAUGAGGGAGAACGCUGUCCUAUUGUUUGUAGAAUCACGGACUUUCCAGACGGCACGAAUUUUCGAAAGGUCCCAAAAAAUCUGAAAGAUGUCUAGAAAUAUAAGGCGUCCUUCGGAUGUCCUUGACACAUUUCUUAGAUAUUUUUGCCGUCUCAGUUAACAUCGGACGAAAAUUCCCGUUCGGGCAUGUACACGAGGAAAUUGACUGGUCGUGUUGUCUUAAAUAAAAGAUAUCCUCCAUUCCAUUGGAUCUCACGAUUGGUUGCUUUCCUCGCGACGUAUGCAACAUACGAUUAUGCACGUUUGCUUGGAUAUGCCUCGAAACCGCUCGAGUCUCAAAUCUGCGUCGCGCGAUAAAAGCGUCGUCGAUUAUCGUCCCGCGAGCGCAUCUAUUAGCCUCGCAAAUAUUAGUCAAACAUAGAACGCACGGGUACGCAAACACCGGUGCGUCAUCGAGAAUAAAUCAUAUACGAAACAUACGGACGGUUUUCCUGUAUCAGGGAUGUCGGGGACGAAAAAUCAAAUCACUUCUACUCACGCUCGAGUCCUUCUGCGAAUCCCUACCUAUUCCCGAGCUAUCGAUCGGUCGCGUGUAUGCUAAUUUCGACCGACCAUGAAAACGCAAUCGUAAUCGCGGAUCACAACCGGUGUAGUUUUAAAGUGUAAUCGAAGAUCGCGCGCGCACUCUCAGCAAGCCGUCGUUCUUAUAGACCCUCUCGGCCGUCCUUUGCGAUUCUAUCGAUUCGUUCGGCUUUCAUACACGGUGGAAAAACGGUUCCACGGGGCAGGGAGGCAGGGGGAAUCUCCUAGCCGUGCAAUUAUCUCCUCGCUCCCUUCUCGAUCCGCCUACCCUCGACGAGAGCUCCUCGUCACAUAUGUGUACGCGUUUCUUUUUUUCAUCUCUCUCUCUCUUUCUUUCUUUCUUUCUUUCUUUUUUCUUUCACUAUAGCUAUUGUCGUAAUCGGAGCUUUAACGGGAUUUAAUAUACACGCCUUAUCGAAUUCUCCCAGCUUUCACACUUUCUCCCCCUCGACUUGCAGUCGAGACUUCAUCCACUUCCUGCACACGAAAGUCACACUAACACACUCGUGUGUCACAUACACACACACACAUCACGACGAUGAUGCAUUCUCGUCUGCACAUGAAGGAAAGAAAACGAAGAAGAAGCCGCGCGAGUCGACACCCUUAAUCAUCGAGCGGCAAUCUUCGCGCCUCUCUCUCGAGCCAUUGUGAUGCAGUUUCUUUUUGCCAUCGAGCCUCUCCUCAUCCUUACCUUUCCGCUCAUAGUCGGGGGAACACACACGCACACACAGUGGCGCGUACCGUGGCGGGUGGCGAAUCGAUAUUUACAUGUCCAGAAAUAGACCGACCGCGGAACGACUCCCCAUAAGGAGGACGAGAGCGUAUCGCAACAUUUCGUCGCGACGAAGCGCGCACCUGUCCUCAAUGAGACUUCCUCAUCACCCGCGUCGCCUUUCCAACCCAUUUGCGCACUCGCGUCGACGAGAGCCACUCGCGGAUAUUCCUAAUCGUCGGAUGUACACGGUCGACGGGAGGAAGUUCGCAACUCUCCCUUUUUCUUCCUCUCUUCCCCGUAAUUUUCGGAAGGUACAUUUUCCCGUGAGGUACCAGACAUAUGCCAAAAUUUAUCGGGCUGGAAGUGUCACAACACUUUUUCUUCCACUCUUGAUUGUAUGCUGGGUUUCAAGAUGGUUUGAACAUUUGUUUCCUGGUGUAACUCGGAAUGCAGCCAGUGAGAGGAUUCGUUUCUGAUUGAUCCCCAGAGGUUCAGUUCCUUCAUUAAACCGUCAACUGUAUAUAAGGUAGAACAGGGAAUAACGUUGAUGACGUUAAGUGAUGUUAAAAUAAAUGACGAUAAAUAUAUUGGUUAGUAUCUACCGUGUGAAUAUUUUUCUUUUUUUUUUUAAUAUUUUCUCCCAAUCUACAGCAGUUUUGCUGAGACGUUCGGUUUCGAAGGACUCCGAAGUUAGAAGCGGAGCAAACUGUCACGAUUGAGAGUCAUUACCGAUGAGUUCGCGUAGUAAUCGAUCAUAACGGAAGCCGAAAUGACAGCACAAGGUACAAACAUUGACUCAUCGUGCUGUUAAUUGGGCGGAUCUUAAUUUCGUUGCUUAAACGAUCGUAUAAUAAUAAUUCCUCCUCCGGAGUUUCCGUUGCAGAUGUGACCGUUCCCCGGACGUUUACGGCAAGCGUUCGGCAAACGUGCGGUUCAAGCGUCCGGUAAACCACAUGGAAAAGUAUUUUAAGCCCAAACGACCGCAUAGUUCGGUGGGAAGUUAAUUACGGCUCACUUCGGAGCGUUCAGAAAAGGCGGGUACAAAUCUUCGCGAGCUUCCUGCAAACGGUCAACCGUGCAUCGGGCAUUUUUGACAGAGAAAACGCUUCGGUGGGCCAUGAUCAGAUUCCUUCAAACUCGCUGGAAACUUUCCCGACCGUUUUAUCUUCGACUGGACCUUCGCCUGUAUCUCGUAUACUUGAAACACAAGGUUGCCCGACUCUUCGAAUACCAUUAUCGCAACCGUACGAACCCAGAAUACUUUCGAAUAUAUUAACAUUACGUUUCACGUCAUCUUGAUCGAAAUUAUUUUCACAUUCCGCACUUUGACUGUCACAAUUAGCAAACCCGUCGGCGUGGUGACUCUCAAUCAUUCGUCGGCGCUGCCAAUUUCGAUGCCAGUCCAAACUGUUUCGCUUCUCACCGGUAAAGCCGGCUGUACACAAUUGCCGGCUGUAUUCAUUGUGUUCGUUCAAUUCGUUCACACCCGCGAAGAGAGGAAUCGAACACGGUCUUGUUCUCUAUUGCUCGCCGUGGACAAGACUGGCGCGAAGACUUUUCAAAAUCUGCCCAACUUUUGUCCGCGACGUUCGAUCGAGUUGGGCGGGAAAACGACGCGAAGCUCUCCGCAUAAAAACAACUUCGUGAAUCAUUACUGUGCAUGUACAUGCGUACGCAUACGCGUCAGCAAAAGCGCGAAUCAUUCGACGAUCGCCUCGAGUGACUCGGGGGUGGGGGAGGGGGGAGCUCUGCAUUAUUCAAAAUCGCCUCCAACCUUUCCCUGCCCUCGUGACCCCAUAUCUGUCGCUAAUUUCCCGAUCGCGCUGUACACAUUCGUCGUGAAAAUAUUUCCAGUUUUCUUUGUUUUUUUUUUAUCGCUCCGUCCAUCGAUUCGCGAUCGCGCGCUGUCACGGCGUAGAAGCGCUUCGCAGCGUUUCAAGUUUAUUCAAGAGAUAGGUGUAACACAUCAACGUCACCGAGCCGCGCGUAGAGGUUCAUCGGUUCGGCCGAAAAUACAUAUCGCCAUCGUAGCAGCUGCUCAAACAGCUUCGUACCGCGUAUAUUCGAGGCGCUUGGUUUCGAGACGAGGGAAUUUCGCGAUGCGUGUUAUUAACGGUGCGGUGUGUUAUCAAGAUGUCCCGUCCGCCAAACCCGUUCGCAGGUCGGAAAUUCUUCGUCUCUCUUCUCCCGCAAUUGUCUUGUCGAGCUGCUGUCGCAACGAGACAUUUAUACUCACUCACUCUCUCAGCUGCGCUGAGCGCACAACAACGGCGCGAGAUAACGCGUGUCGUAUCAGGGUCACGUAGCAGAUAGCGUUCCGUUAUUAAAAAGAUAUUGAUAUUGCCGUUCACUUGAUAGCAUUAAUCAGUGGACGAAUAUUGGAAGCUCGCUUCCUACAAGCAACGGAAUGUCAACGGAUACGAACGAUAAUGAAAAUUCGGGAAACGGGGAAAACGAAAAUCCAUCGUUCUUUAUUUCCGCGAGAUAACGGAUGGUAACGACGGUUGAUGUUCACGUGAAAAUUGCACGAUGACAUCAUUUGGACGAUUAUUAAGCGGACACGCAUAGUUGAGUCGCGUGAGGAUAUACGCGAAAUAAUGCCGAAGCGCAUAACCGCGACCUCCGAUAAUAUCGUUACGUUUCUGCAAGCCCGGCCGGUCGUUCUCGCGGUGUCAGCGUGAAAGUUGAAAUACUAAUCGAAUAGUAUACGCUCCGAUAGCGCGUAGAUACACGCACGUAAAAAUUAUGCAAACAUACGCGAAUAUUGAUGUGACAACUUUCGUCGAUUUGACGUCGUAUGUCGUGAGAUAUAUUCGUUCGAUAAAGUUCAAAAUCGAACAGAUUUCCGAAAUCGCAUCGCUCAUUAAAGCUCAUGAGCGGACCGAUCGACAUAGCAGAAAAGUUAAUGUUGGGAUGAGAGCAUUUAAUCGAGAGAUGAUUUUUUACGAAAAAAAAAAUUAAAUCUUCCAAUUGUUUAAAUAAUUGCUGUUUAAACAAUUAAUUUGAAACUGCGAGUUACCGAGAAAAUUGACAGCGCCAUUGAAUUCUACGGAAAAAAUUACAUAAAGUCCGUGUAUUCGACAAUUUUUUCUCCAUUCUCUAAUUUGCGACGUAGCAUAAUAAAUAAGCGCAGAAAGUGUACAUUACUUUUAUUUAUUGUUACUGCGAGACAUGUGAUGCUUAUUUGUGCAUAUACUCAUAUAUUCUGUGCGCUUAUACU